Octopus bimaculoides (California two-spot octopus) is the source of this 3536-nucleotide messenger RNA. RefSeq lists its product as uncharacterized. The record is from RefSeq and is a predicted model, not a curated record. Lineage: Eukaryota; Metazoa; Mollusca; Cephalopoda; Octopoda; Octopodidae.
UCAGUACAGAUGCUACGCAGCUGUGUACGGACACUGUUGAGAGGUCAUUCAGUACAGAUGCUACACAGCUGUGUAUGGACACUGUUGAAAGGUCAUUCAGCACAGAUGCUACGCAGCUGUGUACUGACCCUGUUGAGCGGUCAUUCUGUACAGAUGCCACACUGCCAUGUACAGGUAUUGUUACUGAUGCUACCCAACUUUGCACUAAUACUCUUGAAGUUCCAUCACAGACAGAUGCCACUCAACCUUUAGCUGAAAAUCAAUCACUAUACCCACCAAUAAAAGAUGGAAGCAGAUUGUUGACCAAAGUCACAAAAUUUUAUUCUACUGGAGACUUUUCCUUCCAUGAUGUACAGGAUGAUCCUUGCCGUUCCUUUUCACCCAAUUUGAAGACGUCUUUAAAUGAAUCUCUUCAACAUGGAAACUGUAGCAUCACAAUUUCAAACUAUUCUAUAAACGGAGAAGACAAUGCAGCCCUUCUUUUUUGUAAUUCCACUUCAGUUUGUAAUACUAUUUCUGACAUAAAUAACCAUUUUCAGAUCCCCGAAGACAGUUCUAUGCUGUUUAUGGACAACAAAAAAUCUGUCGUAGAAAAACCAAAAUUCCUGCGAAGGUCUUCAGAAUCUGUAGUGGGCAAAUUAGGCAGCAACUUGAAUUCUAAAGACUCAGAACCAAUUGUUAUUGAAGAUGAUGAUGAUAAUAGUAAUAAUGAUAAUAAUAAAAAUAAUAAUGAUAAUAAUAAUAUAAUCGAUUUUGUAAAUUCUUCAAGUCCUGAUCAGGUUCUCAAAAAUAGUUCCCUGAUAUCAAAUCAUUGUUUAAAUCCAACCAAAACAGAAACUGCUUCUCAGCAUCUUGAGAAUUUGUCUGAAAGUCAGUCAGACAUCACAGUUUCAAAGAACACAGUAGUAGAGUUUCAUGGAUCAAAGACGCCAGGAGGUGAUUUAGUAAUGCAAGAAUUACCUGUCUUUAACAAGGAUCCCGAAGAAGACGCAAUUCCAUACUCAUCGUUUGAAGAUAAUUCUUCAAUUAUGGAUGCUGUUUAUAACUUAACACCCGAGUCUCUGAAUUCUUUCAGUGAAAGCAGGGUGGGGAAUUUUGAACUCAUCUCUUCUCUUUUAGACAAUUCUUCUGAAUCCAAGUUGGAUUCUGAUUCUCCUAAAAUUUCUGAAAACAUGAAGACUCAUAUAUUCAACUCGACAACUAAUUCUGGUUAUAAACACCAGAUGGAAAUUAAAUAUUCUUGUCGGAAGAACUCUCUGACCAAUUUGCCUAAGAAUUCACGUUUUAUUUUGUCUCCUUACAUCAGUUCUGUAGAGAAGACAUUAAGUCCUCUGAAAUCUCUAAAUAAUGAUGCCAGUUUUUCUUACAAUACAACAGUUGGUUCAAAUGAAAUGUCUGGUGCAGUACCAAAUUCUUUUGCUUCUGUUCUUCAAGAAAAUUUAAGAACUGGAUUUAAUAAUAAAUUGGUUUUUAAAUCUUCAAAAGAGUCUGCAGGUUUAGAGAAUGAAAACACUAAACUCAAGUCUCUGCAUGAAGGAAAUAUAAGUUCAUUGUCUUGUGAAAAUAUUCAUAGCAGUCCAAACCAAACUUCAUUUCUGCAGGGAGGUUCUUCAACGUAUGAAGAGAUGAGUUACCUUUCUGGUUUUGAUGAUUCUUUCUCCCCAUUUGAUGUCACCAAAACGAUAACUCUGAGAUCAAUUAAUCAGAAUAAGCCAGUAAAAUGCUGUUGGGAUUAUCUAAAUCUAUCUCUUAAUUCUUCAGAUAACUCUGAUGACACAUUCGAUAAUUACAAGAGCAGUGUUAAGAUGAACACAGAUGUUGAUCUCAAAGACAGUUGUGAUACAGAUGACUCCAAACUAGAAUCAAAAUUGAACCCUGCAUCACCACUUCCUCUUGUAAUGAGGCUGGGAAAACAUUUCAAUGCACAACGAAUAAGGAACUUCAAGAAAUAAUAUUUAUUUAGGCACCACCAGCAUCUCCACCCUUAUACUACCCACAAUAUAGUCCCUGUGACAAGGCCUGGAACAAAUUCAAUGAAUGCAUAAAACGACUGUAUGGUGUAAAGUUCCACUUCACAGCCAUGUUUUCAGCUUCAACAGAACUGUGCAACACCUUCAGCUGUUGUCUUCUACUUUAACCCCUGGUCAACCAAAGUCUCGUGAUUGAAAUUUGAUAGACAGAAAUUUUUUUGCUGAUCAUCAGAGAUCAUUUCUGUGUUUUUGGUGUGGUAGUGUCUAGUCUCUUGAUUAAACACCAUUACCUCUUCUUUCACUACUCUCCAUGGAAUCUGCUCAGUUGCCAGCCUUUGAGAAUGGCUUCUUUCUAAUAGUCUCAGAGCUCAAGAGUACUACUCUUCUUCUUAUAAGUAAGUAAAUCCAAAAACAAAAGCAACAAAAAAAGCCAAAGAAAAAACACAAAUAUUAUCAUAACCACUUACUCACACCAUUAUAAUUAUCAUUAUCAUUAUCAUUUUGUAUUUACAUUCAUAUUAUUUAAUAUGACUUUAUUAAGUCUGUAAAAUGUAUUUUCUUAAUUCCAACUCUUCUUUUGGAUUUUGGGCAUUAAUUAAUUAGUAAUUGUAUGAUUUUAAUAAGUGCUCACUCCUUAAAAUGGUACUUAUUUUAUCGACCCCUGAAAGGCUGAAAGGCAAAGUUGACCUUGGUGGAAUUUGAACUCAGAACAUACAGAUACGAAAUGCCACUCUUCAUUUUGCCCAGCAUGCUAAUAAUUCUGCCAACUUGCAGAAUGAGUUAACACAACUUUUCGGCUGAUAUACCCUCCAGACUUCAUCAGGUGUCUUGGGGAAAUUUCGAACCUGGGUUCUCAUUCCUAAGGUAUUUUUCAAUGUUAUUAUUAUUAUUAUUAUUCAGGUCACUGCCUGGAAUUGAACUUGGAAUCUUGGGGUUAGUAGCCUGUGCUCUUAACCACUAUGCCAUAUGGCGUCAAAUGUAAAUAAUGUACAUAAUUCCUCAUCUCUCUAAUACAGAACUGUAAAACACAAUUUGUAGGAAAUAGCUUGAAGUUUUAUUGAAAUAUGUCAGUGUGUAACUCAAUGAAACAGGGGGAAAAAAAACAAAGGACAAACUGUUUUGGUUCAUGAAAAUAUUUCAGCAGAAAAAGAAAAAAAAUAUACAAGAAAUUAAUAAUAAUAAUAAUAAUAAUAAUAAUGAUAAUGAUUUAGGCUUCAUGAAAUUGAAUCACACAGUAAUAAGAAUUGACUAUAUACAUGUAUAUAUAUAUAUCUACACACAUACAUAUAUAUAUAUAUAUAUAUACACAUAUUUACACAUGUAUGUAUAUAUAUAUAAAUAUAUAUACACACAAUUAUAAUUGUCAUCAGCUGUGUUAUCCAUUACAGUGCUUUCUUUUUUCGGUGUUUCACCAAUAAUCAUGUUUAUUGCAAAUUAAAUUUUUAAAACCUGUUUUGUUUACAAUCUGGUGAAAAGAAACUUUACUGCCCCACUCUUUUCUCUAAAAUUCUUUGUGACCUCAGGUUUGGUUAAAUCUUGACCCUGGUCAGUAAUAAAUGGUUUCUA